AUGACAACUUCCUGUCCUUCCUCCUUCUGUGCCUCCUCCCUCUACCUAUUUGCAUCCGCCCUCUCCUCCUGUUCCAUCUCAUCCUCGUACCCUAGUGGAUGCGCACUCAGCGUUUGUGAGCACCGCCGCCGCAGUGAUCGUGGCAGUUGCCACAGCAGUGGCAGCAAAUUUCACCGCUGCUCGAAGCAGCUUGAGCUACUUUUACUCAUGCUCGCAAGAUAUAAGAAGAUGGAGUAUUCGGCUGACGACAUCGCAGCAGCCAGGAAUCUGCAGUUCUUAACAUACCUAGCUAGUGCGCAUGGUUUUCUGAACAGCUUCUUCCUGGUGCUAACUUGGCAGCUCAGCGUCGAUGGUGGCAUUCUGGGUAGGCAUGUCCAGAUCUAUUCAUAUCCGCCAUUGAAUUCGUGGAUCCAGACCUAUGAUUACGCUUGUUCACUACACACAGAGUGGACAUUCCUCCUGGAGUCGCGCUGGACCAAGGUAAAAAGCCUUUAUGCCAUUACACGACAUGCCCCCUUUUUGCUCCUCAUCACUGAGCUAUAUAUGCACUUCACGCCGAGCGAGAAACUCGAUGAAUAUGUAGGAACUUACCCACUAAUGAAUGACGCUUACAUACCGCAUGACUUCACAGAAAUGCCGGAUAUCGUUCUCUAUUUACUCAUAACAUAUGCGCUCUGGAACAGCAAUAGAAUCGUACUCGCAGUCAUGUUGUCCGCCUUUCUCGCUGCUGUGGUUGCUUCCAUCAUCAUUGGUUUCAUCACCGUUGGCACAUCACACGUUGUGACAAGCGCAAUCCCAGGAAUCUUAGGUUGCUAUCGGACCUCGACCAACCUCAGCUUCAUACAAUUUGUUCAAUUGUUUGUAUUCCAACUAGGACUCAUCUCCCUCACGCUCAUACGUGUCAUACAGAGCUGGCGGACGAACACCGGCCCUAUGUACGCCAUCCUGGUCAAGCAUAACAUAUUCUACUAUGCAUCUGGUCUGGUUCUUUCAGCCGUCAAUUUCCUCAUAAUAAUGUUGUUCUACGACUCCCCAUAUCACUCCCUCCUCGAAGAUUUCGAGUGCUUUUUCCUUACAAUCCUCGCCACGCGCAUGCACCUCCAUCUCUGGCAGAUAGACCGGAAUGCACACGUCUCUGACGCCCUUGGAAUGACUUUGUUGUCUGAUAUAGUCAUGGCGGACCCUAUAGCUUACUCGGCGUCGCUUGUGGAGUAACAUUGGACUAACAACGUGACUGGUCUGGGUGAUUUGGUCGGGUUUGGGAGGUGCUUAACUUAUGGAAAUGUCUUUUUUUUCUUGUUGUGGGUGGGAGGUGUGGUUGGCUGGCCUUGAUCUAUUUAAUAUCCAUAGGUGUCAAGUUUCCGCUGUGAGGGCCGCGGAUGAGUGGAUAACGAUCGGGAUUUGAGUGUGCUAGGGUCAGAAGUGCUUCUUAGCGGCAGUUCGUAUCAUUCUCCGAAUUAC
Messenger RNA from Suillus clintonianus, 1461 nucleotides. RefSeq lists its product as uncharacterized. The transcript is spliced from 13 exons. The record is from RefSeq and is a predicted model, not a curated record. Bases 1 to 1215 code for a protein of 404 amino acids. NCBI's taxonomy places the organism in Eukaryota, Fungi, Basidiomycota, Agaricomycetes, Boletales, Suillaceae.